AUGCAGAAAUUGGGGGAUACGCUCGCCGAAAACUUCGGCGGAGCAUUCACGAAGCUCGGCUCCCGACAAUUCAAGCUCGAUGAUUGCCCUGAUCUGACCGAAAAGGUGGGUGUUGUGACGGGAGGCAGCCAAGGGAUUGGGUUCGGCGUGGCAUAUACCCUCCUCAAGCACAACAUCAGUAAGCUCUACAUAAUUUCCGUCAACAAGGAGGUCUUUGAGGGUGCCAAAGCCGUCAUCUCCGAUGAACUGGGACAAGACAAGGCUGCCCGGAUGGUCUGGAUGAAGUGUGACCUUAGCGACUGGCGGCGGGUCAAAGAAGUAGCCGAGAUGAUCAAGCGCGACAAUAACCGGCUCGACAUCCUCGUCAACAACUCGGGUCGAGGCAUCAUGUCAGCCGAGCUCACCUCAUAUGGAGUCGACAGGCACAUGGCAGUCAACCACAUGGGCCACGUCGUCCUCACAUCCCAUCUGCUACCCUUGAUGCAAAAGACGGCCGAGGAAGGAAACAUUGUGAGAAUCAGCAACCAGAGCUCCAAUCUGCAUACCGGUGCUCCCAAGGACACCAAGUUCGCUUCGCUGGACGAGAUCAACCAGGACGUCGGACCCAAUGCGCAGUACGGAAGGAGCAAGCUGGCGGGGAUACUCUACUCGCGAUACUUCAACCGCAAGGUAACGCAAAAUGGGCACCCAAAUGUGCUCAUGAACGCUACACACCCAGGCUUCGUGAGCACCAAGCAGAGUAGGGAGGAUAUUCUCGAGCCGUAUCCCUUGGGUGGGUACGUGAUGAAGUACGGCAUAGAACCGAUUAAGAAGGACCAGUUUGAGGGAGCCGUGCCUACCGUGUUCUGCGCAACCAAGAUCAAGGAUUCAGGCCAGUAUAUCUGCCCGCCUUGCAUCCCUGAAGAGGGCAGCCCAAUGUCGCAAGAUGAUGAGCUGGCGGAUAGAUUGAUGGAGUUGACGAGGAAUAUCAUCACUGAGAAGACGAGAGUGGACUCGGUGGAGAGAGGAUGUCCAAUGGAUGAUGUUGUUGUACAUUAA
Podospora anserina S mat+ is the source of this 1038-nucleotide messenger RNA. RefSeq lists its product as uncharacterized. Lineage: Eukaryota; Fungi; Ascomycota; Sordariomycetes; Sordariales; Podosporaceae. The coding region runs from base 1 to 1038 and encodes 345 amino acids. The record is from RefSeq and is a predicted model, not a curated record. The transcript has 3 exons.